This is a messenger RNA of Hypomesus transpacificus, 3868 nucleotides long. Its product is annotated as polycystic kidney disease protein 1-like 2. Gene Ontology annotation, biological process: detection of mechanical stimulus. Gene Ontology annotation, molecular function: calcium channel activity; protein binding. The record is from RefSeq and is a predicted model, not a curated record. Bases 179 to 3466 code for a protein of 1095 amino acids. The transcript has 23 exons. Gene Ontology annotation, cellular component: membrane. Lineage: Eukaryota; Metazoa; Chordata; Actinopteri; Osmeriformes; Osmeridae.
GUUGUUUGAGUGUGCAGAGAUUUUCCUAAUGUAGUUACAGCAUAUUCAAGUUUUUUUAUCUGAAGAAAGCUCCAUGUUUUCCAUAAGUGGGACAGUGUCACUUUUCUUCACCUUAGCUUUCCCUUGGGCACUUGUUAACCUCUAGCAGUCUGUGAUUCAGCUCAAUAUCACAACAUCCAUGGAUCUGCUUAUACGAGUAUCUUUGUUUUUGUGGAUUGCGUUUGGACAAAUUACUUGGGCUGAAAAAUGCAAACAAGAGAAUGUAGACCAGGACACUCUUAAAGUGUUCAAGCAUGUGUUCCAGAAUGUGUGUUAUGAGUUCAUUGAAACACCAAAGAACUGGAGCCAGGCUGAACUCGCUUGCAGUCAGCGAGGUGGUCAGUUGCUGAAAGUCAUGGACUGUGAGGUGAAGACAUUUCUCCAGAACUUUACUCAGGACACCAAGCUCAACUGGUGGGUGGGGGAGGGGAUUCUAGGAACAUACCAGGGUAACCAAGUCGUCCCUACAGAUAAUGGGAGCUCCCCCUUCCUCUGUACCUACUUGACGUUGGAUCCUUUACAGCUGGUCACCACUAGGAACUGCAGCAUCAAACAGGGCUAUCUCUGCACCCUGUAUUUUAGAUUUCUUGUUAACACAUCAAAUAGCCAAAACACCAACAACCUUGGAGAUGGGAAAAAGAAACGUUUUGCAAGGACCCUGCCUGUCACACCACUUCUUGAAAACGACACCUCCAAGUACCUUCAGUAUGCUGAUAGUGAGCUGCAGAGGAUGGAGCUGACUGUAGAAGAGCCUACAGAGAAUUCCAAGAUGGAAUAUAUAAACUUUCUCCUGAAGAUCACCCAGAUUCUGACUCGUCAAGGAGUGAUCUUUGACAACAGCACUAUCAGCCACAUCAUCAGCUCUACAGGAGCCAUUCUUCUCCUCUCCAUGAAGAAGUGUGGUGGCCAGGGGGGACAAAAUGACCAAGCACUGUAUGACAAGUCCAUUGAAAUCUACCUGAUCCUUGCGUCAGUAAUGGGUACACCUUCCACCAAACCUAUAGUCGUACAGCAUGAAACAGGCACUAUCUACGUGACCAGCACCACCCCUGCAGCUCUGGACAACAUGGUUCUGGGGUCAGAUGAUGAGGGUGUGUCUAUCACCUUCCCCUCAUACUCAGUACUAAAGCCACAUGUGGGAAACCUCGCUGUUGUCAAAACUCAACUGGCCACCUACUCAGAGAACCCUCAUGCAUCCAAUGAGACCAUCACAGGAGCUGUCUGCAAUCUUGUGCUGUUUAAUGACACAUCAGAGAUCCACAUAACUAACUUGUCAGAGGCUUUUGAGAUCCACUUUGCUCGUUCAAAUGCUACUGCUGUCACCACCAAGACUAUGAAUGUCAUGAAUGGGACAGCGGUCCUGACCUCCUUCAAUGUGUCAGACACCAAUCAGACGGUGGUCAUCAAUAUGGAGCCCACCAGGAACGUGUCACUACAGCUGCUGCUGGGUGCAGGCGCCCCACCCAACCACACCCGCUACAACCACAGCACCAUCCUGAAGCCUACAGCAGGAGGGUAUCGCUGGCUGGUCACCCCUGAGAUGCUGGAGGACAGAGCUGGGCUCUGGUACAUCCAGACCAGCCUUUACAACACUACCUGGAGUCCAGGUUUGCAGUUGCGGAUCACCACCUUUUCCAGCAAGUGUAUGUACUGGGACCCAGACCUUAACAGCUGGAGCAUCUAUGGCUGCUGGGUGGGUAUAAACAGCAGUCCAGAGAACACCCACUGUCUGUGUAACCACCUGACGUUCUUUGGUAGCUCCUUUUUUGUGAAACCAAACUACAUCGACUUGACUCGCACUGCGGAGUACUUUUCCACUGUUAAGGACAACUAUGUGGUGUUGGCUCUGCUGUCAGCCUUCUUUGGCCUCUACCUGCUCACGUUGAUCUGGGCCUGGUACUCUGACAGAAAAGCCAUGUCUAGGAGAAAGAUGACCCUACUGGCAGACAGCCACCCAUGUGCCUGCUAUAACUACCUACUGAGCGUGCAGACUGGCCAUCGGAAAGGAGCGGGUACCUCUGCCAAGGUAACAGUGAAGCUCACUGGCGCGGAAGGGGACAGUGACACCCACCAGCUGACAGACUCAAGCAAGCCCGCGGUGUUGGAGCGAGGAGCUGUGGACGUGUUCCUCCUGGCCACACCCUAUCCCUUGGGGGAAUUACAGAGUCUCCGGCUCUGGCACAACAACGAGGGCGAGAACCCCUCCUGGUAUGUGGACAAGGUGACUGUGCAAGAUCUGCAGACUCGCAAGGUGUGCCAUUUCCUGUGCUCUUCCUGGUUGAGUGCAGAGAAAGGAGAAGGCCUGACCAAGAAAACAUUCACCCCAGCAAAGAAUAAUGAGAUUGCCAGCUUUAGGAACAUCUUUCAGAAUAGGACAGCAUUUGGGUUCCGGGACGAGCACAUCUGGGUGUCUGUGGUUGACCCUCCCUGGCGUAGCCCUUUCACACGUGCUCAGAGAGUCUCCUGCUGCAUGUCCCUCCUCCUCUGCACCAUGGCAAUCAACAUUGCCUUCUGGAACAUUCCGAAAGACGGAAACUCCCCCAUCAUCCUCAAGAUUGGUUCGCUGGAAAUCACCUGGGAGCAAAUCAUGGUGGGUGUGGAGAGUGGCCUUCUCAUGUUCCCCAUCAACAUCCUCAUCAUCACCAUCUUUCGCAGCAUCAGACCACGUCUUUCCAAGACCUCGGGGAAGGACACACGCAGGCAGACCAUCAAACCUCACGUUGUUACCAUGCCAACCAUCCUCAAGGACACAGAGGAUCUGGUGAACAUGCUCAGUAGAAACCAGAGAAACCAGGUUGUGGAGCUAAAGGAGAGGCUACUGUCAAGCUCUGAUCUUGUCCCAGCCCUGGAAAGUGUUCAUGGUGUAAUCCAUCUUAUGCAAGGGGAGAGUGAGAGUCAUCCCCACUGGGUGUUCUGUAGCCAGUUUGUCCUGUCUUGUCUGCGCCACCUGUCCAUGUCCCUGGAGAGACUGAACCCCGGAAUCUUCUCCAACCCAGAGGAGCACCAGCAGCUCCUCAGUACUUCCACUCUGAUUCUAAAGAAGGCUGAGAUGGUCUGCACCAGCCACAUGACUUACUGUCCUCCUCCGGUCUGUAAGCCUAAAAAGGCUGCAUGCUGCACCCUGCCCUGGUGGUUCGUCUUCAUUGCUUGGUUCCUGCUUCUGUCCAUUAGUGGUAUCUCCACCUACUUCACCCUUAUCUACGGCUUUGAAUAUGGCAGGGACAGGUCUAUCCAGUGGGUCAUCUCCCUGGGCCUGUCACUUUUCCAAAGCAUCUUCAUCAUGCAGCCCCUCAAGGUGAUUGGCUUGGCUGUCUUCUUUGCCCUCCUUCUCAAGCCUCGGGUGGUUGAAGAGAAUGAGGAGAUUGAGCUUCUGCUUGCUGAACAAAAGGAGAGGUGUCAAGAGUACUCUGGCAGACAAUUACAGUAGGACUUCAUCUGAAGUCGGGCCUGGAGACACACUGUCUCAUGAAGAGGAAUCCAGGUGGACUUUCCAGAUACCCUAUCAUACACAAACUGCUGCACACAUUACUAAUAUGUUGAUUCAGAACAUAGCUAAUGAUCUAUUAGACAGUUUGAUUCUGACAGUAUGCAUGAAUGUUGGGUGUUCAGAAGGGGUACUUUAUGUAUAUGUAGAUAUUCAGAAAUGAAACAGUAAUGUCAGUCAUAGAAAUGCAAAAUGUUUCUUUCUGUUUGUGUCCAUUUUGUACAUUUUUGGAGAGGACAUCUGGUCUCAGGGUUUAAUUAACUUUUUAACAUGUAUGCUUUCGAAAUUUGCUAGUUCAUUGUGAAUGUUAAAAAUGAAAAUGUAAUAAACGUUUUAUCCAUGGAA